AUGGCAAAUCGUGGCCGAAGUCAAGUAUGGGAGUAUUUCACAAAAGGCCCAUCAAAUACAAUCACAUGCAACAUCUGUACAGCCUCUGUGAGCCAGGGAUCUGGCAGCCUCAAAUUUAAAAAUACAUCCAACUUGUGGGCACACCUUAAAUCAAAACACCAAGACAUCUACCAAAAAGAUGCACAGCCUCAAGUUCAACUUCCAACCACAACAUUGACACAGCCAACCCUAAAACAAGUGUUGGAGAAAACCAUAAAAUGGACUCCAAAUGAUCCAAGAACUGAAGAAAUGGACAAACUCCUGAUGGAGAUGAUAGCCACUGACAUCCUGCCUUUUUCAGUUGUUGAGGGUGCAGGGUUUAAAAGGGUUAUGGCCAAGGCAGAGCCCAGAUACCCAUUAAAAACAGAGAAAUUUUUCCGUGCAAAGAAGAUGGACGAGAUGUAUACAGGAGUCGUCAGCAAAAUACAGAAACUGCUGUCAGUUGAAAAUGCAGGAAAGAGCAUUUCCUUUACCACUGACUGUUGGUCAGGUUCAAACGAAGCACUCAUGAGCUUGACUGCUCAUUUCAUUGACAAGAAUUGGAAAAAGGUCCAACUUGUCUUGAAUGUUAAAUCCUUGACACAGUCCCACACAGGACAGUACAUUGGAGAGACAUUUCUGUCCAUGCUUCAGGAAUGGGAAAUUGAUGUGGAGCGGGUCAUGCUUGUGCUCAGGGACAGUGGGGCAAAUAUGGUGAAAGGCAUGCGCCUUGUUGAGAUGCCAGACCUGAGCUGCAGUGCUCACAUACUGCACCUGGUUAUAAAUGAUGGCCUCAGUUCCCAGAGAGUGGUGGUGGACAUUCUGGCAAAGCUCAAGAAAAUUGCUACACACUUCCACCACUCUGUUACGGCAGUACAACGCCUGUCUAAAAUUCAGGAGGAGCUAGGUGUCCCACAGCAUUCUAUCAUACAGGCAAUACAGACAAGGUGGAACUCUACACUACACAUGUUGGUGAGGAUGCUCGAACAAAAAAGAGCCAUCACUGCAUAUGCUAGCGACCAUGGACAUUUCUCAUGUCUGUCAGCAGAGGAAUGGUCCAUUGCAUCGAACCUGGCAGAGACCCUUGGACCACUGGAGGAGGUGACACUGGAAUUCAGUAGAGCAGACUCAUCCACAUCCUGCAUUCUACCAUGCACAGUAGUGUUGCACCGUUUACUGGAGUCAGAGGGACCAACCACCAGGGGUAUUCAAACCAUGAGAAAAACCAUGCUGAAUAGCUUGCAGAAAAGGUUUUCAAAAGUGAAGGACUCUAAAGAGGUGGUGCUUGCCUGUGUCCUUGACCCACGAUACAAAGAGCGUCCUUUGGUACCAGAAAUGCUGACAAAAGUGAAAACCUGGUUGGAAGAGGCUAUGGAGACCAGUCCACCAGAUUCUGCCACUGAAACUCCAUCUGAGGAGAGCGACCCCAAAAGGCUGAGAACAGAGGACCAAGUACCCAGUCUCUUAGACUCACUUUACAACACUGUGCUCCUUCCUUCAACCGGUGAGGCAGUGGAACCAGAGGGGAUAAUCGAAGAGCUUCAACGGUACCUCAGAGAGCCUGUCAUUGACAGAAAGAGUGGAAAUCCAUACGAUUGGUGGAAACACAACACCAACCGUUUCACCAGACUGUCAGCCUUAGCAAGGCAGUACCUCUCCUGUCCACCCUCCUCUGUGGCGAGCGAAAGAGUGUUCAGCACCAUAGGGAAUAUUUAUGAGGAUAGGCGAAGCUCUUUGAAAGGAGAGAAUGCAGAGAAACUUUGCUUCUUGUACUACAACCUGCCUCUGCUGGACUGGAGCUAUUGAGGACUGACUGUUUUCAGUUCAGUUUAUAUUUGCCUUUUUUAUUUAUCAGAAGUUAUUGAACUUAACAGAAUAUUUUUUUCCAGUCUUGUUCAAAGUUAUAUUUAAGAAGCUUACCAAGUCUAUUGAUACUUGUUAUUGUGUUUUUGUUCUAAGCACUUUAUUCAUCAGAACUUUAAUAUAUUUUGAUGUUCUUUUCUGUUGUGCCAAUAAAACAAUAAAAUAAAGUUUAUUUUUAAACUGCAUUACCUUAUUAUUUUA
Anoplopoma fimbria (sablefish) is the source of this 2082-nucleotide messenger RNA. RefSeq names its product zinc finger BED domain-containing protein 4-like. The record is from RefSeq and is a predicted model, not a curated record. The transcript has a single exon. Lineage: Eukaryota; Metazoa; Chordata; Actinopteri; Perciformes; Anoplopomatidae. The coding region runs from base 1 to 1824 and encodes 607 amino acids. Gene Ontology annotation, molecular function: DNA binding; protein dimerization activity.